CUAAAUUAAAUUCCAAUUUUAAAGAAUUAACUAGAUUAGCAAAACAUUAUAAUGCGAAAAAUUUCGUAAUAAGCAAAGAAUACAAAAAAAAUAAUAUAGUUAUAUAUUUAGAUAAUUCUGAUAAAUUAAACCAGAAAUUUAUUAAAAAUGCUAAAAAACUUAACCCUAUUAUAGUCGAUGUUAGUAAAUCUACAAAAAAUGUGGCCUUUGGUUCGCAUAAUCCAUCGGCUCUAGAAUCUCGUCAAAUAGGCAUUGAACUUUUAGGUGGAAGUGGCUUAACUCAACGUGGUGGUUACAAGCACGGGUUUAUUGACUUUUAUUAUGCACCAUGGUGGGCUCCCGACACUAUCUUGCCUGAAAAUCUUAUUGGAUCAAUGACUAUGCGAGAUGUCAAUGGAACUGAUAGGGGAUUCAUCUUGAAGGAAACUAGCAAUUUCGACGUCAAACCAUUUAUAUUAAAUACUGUUUCUCCAGAGUUUCCAGAGCUAGGAAUUGCCGGUACUAUGUUUGCAGAUGAUUCUAUUGUUGGAUUGGAAGUAUGCAAAUAUGGUCGUACCACACAUUACACAUGUGCUAAGAUAAGAUCUAUCAACUCAGUAGCAAAUGUGCAGGGAUUUAUAUAUGAGAAUAUGAUAAUAACAGACCAGAUAGGGUUGGAGGGGGAUAGUGGUGCACCUGUGUACGUGUAUACUGAUGUGCUUUCUUUAGGCAUACUUAAGGUUAAUCUUAUCGGUAUGUAUGCUAGUG
Molecule: messenger RNA, 747 nt
Organism: Racocetra fulgida
Lineage: Eukaryota; Fungi; Glomeromycota; Glomeromycetes; Diversisporales; Gigasporaceae
Source: the annotation of a GenBank genome assembly